GCUUUUCUUCCUCCCGGAUAACAGAUAGAGAUUUCUAGCACUACUCCCACAGAGGUGACAGGGGGCGGCCAUUUUGACUGAAAGUAGUCCAAGAUGGCGCCUUAUUAUGUCAGAGGUCUAUUGCGUAGCAUAAAGGCCGAGAGCGAAGUUGAUGCUUUAUAUGAGUUCAGAGAUCACUAUUUUGAGCAGUUUGGUGUGGAGAGAGCAGUAUUCAAGAAUGAUGAAGUGAAGAGGAAAAUGGAAGAAACACUUAAAAUUGUAGAAUCUCACAAAGACAGUUUCCCAAACAAAGCCGAGUACUUCAUGUUGCUGGGACGUACACUGAAUGUUACACCAGACUAUGAUAGUAAAGCAUAUGAAUGUCUAUCGAAGGCUGUUAAACUGGACCCUAAACUGGUAGAGGCUUGGAAUCAUCUUGGUGAACUAUAUUGGAAGAAAGGGGACAUCAAUAAUGCAAAGAACUGUUUCUCUGGAGCUCUCACACAUUCAAAGAACAAGAUAUCAUUACGCAAUUUGUCUAUGGUGUUACGACAGUUGAAUGUUAGUGCAGAAGAACGAGUUGCAAAGGUAGAAGAAAGUGUUGAAAAGGCAAAAGAGGCAGUACAAAUGGAUAUAAAGGAUGGACAAUCAUGGUUGAUUCUUGGAAAUGCUUACCUGUCAUUAUUUUUUUCUACUGGACAAAGUGCAAAGAUACUACAGCAAGCCAUGAGUGCUUACAAGCAAGCAGAGAGUGAUCCUGUAGCCAGGAAUAAUGCUGACCUACAUUACAACAGAGCAUCUGCUUACAAGUUUGAGGAGGAUUUUCAGAAGGCACUGGAAGGUUUCUCCCAUGCUUCACUGUUAGAUCCCAGUUGGAAGGCUCCUGAGACUCAAGAAAGACAACUCUUAUCUUACUUGACAAGUGUGACACAGAUGAUAGAGGCAAAGGGAAAAGUGAAAGGGAAGAGACUACAAACAUUGUCACAAUCUCCACGAGACAGUGCUCUAGGCCCCUAUGCUGGAGGUGGUUACACUAGUAACAGUGGCAAGUCUGUAAAACUGAUGAGAUGUUCCUUCAAAGAUCUUGAGACAGGUGUAAACCCAGAGAGGGUUGUGCUGGGAAAAGUUGCCUGUACAAUUCCUACUGAUGAUCUUGUACCGUUCACAUUUUGCAUGAUAGAUGAAGAUGAAACAGUGAUGCCAGUCAAUGUUUACAACCUGGCCCAGGGAUCAGGUGUCAAAAUAGGGGACUCAGUUGCUAUCCCAGAACCAUAUAUACAGAUCGUUAGUGUCAAACACAAAGAUAAGGAAUUUUACUACAGAGGUAUACGUGUGAGCACACCUUUAAUAUUGGUUGUGAAUGGUAGAAAACUGGGUCGUGACAAGCAAGUAGGUACAGUGUUGGUGGUGAAUGCUGUAUCAGACUGAGAACCUCAAGCAGCUAGGAUGUCUAUAUAACGUGCUGAGAAUACUGUGAUAAACUUUGGCAAACAGUUUGCUGUUGUGCAUUUAUAAGAAAGUAAUGGACAGACUAAGAAUCUAAUUAUUUAUGGUCGUGAAAUAUUGUACCUUGAAAGACUUAUAUGACUUCUUGUGAUGAUAUUGAUAAGGUUUUGAUUUGUGUAGAGUGGCUGGACUCGAGAGCCAGACCUGUAAAAGUAGGGAGGCGCUUCUCAUGAGGGUGUCGAAAAUUCUUGGGUUUUUUUUGUGGUGGUGAGGGUUCCAUUCUAUACACUCCUACAUUUCAGAGACAUGUUUUGUGCAAGUUUUAAAGACAUUGAUUCUGGUAUGCGAGAUAUGUGGCCUAUGGGGAUGAUACAGUCUGCGUAUUGGCGGUUGGUUAGGGCCAAUAUACAAGACUGGACCAUU
Mercenaria mercenaria is the source of this 1848-nucleotide messenger RNA. RefSeq names its product tetratricopeptide repeat protein 5-like. Gene Ontology annotation, molecular function: RNA polymerase II complex binding. NCBI's taxonomy places the organism in Eukaryota, Metazoa, Mollusca, Bivalvia, Venerida, Veneridae. Gene Ontology annotation, cellular component: Cdc73/Paf1 complex. The coding region runs from base 94 to 1407 and encodes 437 amino acids. Gene Ontology annotation, biological process: regulation of DNA-templated transcription. The record is from RefSeq and is a predicted model, not a curated record. The transcript is spliced from 10 exons.